UAAAGUUAAUGCUAUAGAAGUUGCUGAGUAAUGAUUGAGCGAAAUCCUUAUCUUAUUCUGCAAUUUUUUUAACUGUCCUCUCUCCUGAGUAUGCCUUUGCUCUACCUUGAUUAGUAGGGAAAAUUCUAUCAUAGAUGAUGAUCUUUUGAUCUCUAGGAAAGUUUUGCUUUGAUUAGUAGGGAAAAUUCUAUCAUAGAUGAUGCUCUUUUGAUCUUUUGAUUAGGUGAAAUCCUCAUCUUAUUCUGCAAUUUUUCUUUUUACUGUCCUUGCUCAUGAGUAUGCCUUUCCUCUGCCUUGAUUAGUAGGGAACAUACAUCAUAGAUGAUGAUCUUUUGAUCUCCAGGAAAGUUUUGCUCUCGUGGUUGAUCAGAGCCUAUUUUGUAUCAGUUAAACUUACCUUUACCACCUUACAAUAAUUAUACCUACUUCUUUCUUGUGACAGACAGGUUGUCUGGAAUUCAAAGCGUUGGAACCAAAGAAGGGAUAUCAAGAUUGACUGGAGGGAACGAAUAUUUGCGGUCAAGACUUUGAUGCAUCACAUAGUUUCUUCUUCUUAAUUUGCUUCUCUUAUAAAAGUGAACACCCAUCAGAAGAAACGGCAAGAAAAAGCUGCCAGAAAUAGCGAAAUCCCCAUUAUUACUGCAAUUUGGCAUAUGCUAUUGUCUACUUUUCAUACUCUCAUGAAUUGGCAUAGCAAUCUUCUCCAUUUAAUUAUAUCAUCAGUUCUUUUCAGAGUGUGCAUUUCCACUGACCUGAUUACUAGAGAAGGCUCUAUGAGAGAUGGUGAUGUGUUGAUCUCCAGUGGUGGAGAUUUUGCUCUUGGCUUCUUUAGCCCCGGCAAUUCUAGCCAUAGGUACUUAGGGUUAUGGUAUAACAAAAUUCCCAUGAAAACGAUCGCGUGGGUCGCCAACCGGGACAACCCUGUCAAAGAUAAUUCAGGACAUCUUGUUAUCGACAAGCUGGGGAAUCUCAUACUCUACGACACAAAGAGAAGCAUCUCUGUUUGGGGUAGCAAUCUUUCAUUAUCUUCGGUGGCGAGUGACUGCGUAGCUCAACUUUUGGAUUCGGGUAAUCUUGUUCUGUUUCAGGAUGGCAAAAAGAGUUCAGUCCUUUGGCAGAGUUUCGACCAUCCGACCGAUACUUUGCUCCCCUCCAUGAAACUCGGGCUCAACCGCACCAGUGGCCUAAAUAGAAUCCUUACAUCUUGGAAGUCUCAGGAUGACCCUAGAACAGGAACGGCUUAUUUCAUGAUUGACCCCAGUGGUUUCCCGCACUUAACCUUGUACAAAAAUAAGGUUCCGUUGUGGCAACCAAGCCCCUACAACGGAGUCAGAUUGAAUGUGAUCCCGGCUGUAGGCGAGUCCUCAUAUUUCAACUUUAGCAUCAUAAUUGAUGCCGAUGAGGCCAUCUUAUUGUCAAAUGUUCUUAACUCGUCAAUCUAUGUGAGGGGAGUGGUUCAAGAGUCCGGAAUCGUGCAACUGUUCACGUGGGUCGAAAGAAAGAGCGAGUGGGUCACUUUUUUCACCAAACCAGAGGACCAAUGUGACUCCUAUGGGCAUUGUGGUGCCAAUGGAAACUGUCAUUCCGAUAGCAUGGACCAAAUUGAGUGCAACUGCCUGCCUGGGUUUACCCCUAAGUCCCCGAACGAUUGGAGCAUGAGAGACAGUUCAGGUGGGUGCAUCAGGAAGAAUCAAGAAUCAGUUUGCCGGAAUGGUGAAGGGUUCGUAAAAGUAGCCGACGUAAAAGUGCCAGACACUUCGGUCGCAUCUUUUGACAAGAAUAUGACUUUGAGGGAGUGCGAAAGUGUAUGCAUGAGGAAUUGUUCAUGCACGGCCUAUGCAGAUGCAGAUUUUACGAGAGGAGGAAGAGGAUGCUUGAUGUGGUAUGGAGACUUGAUGGAUACAAGACACAUCUCAGGUGGAGGACGAGACUUAUUCGUGCGCGUGGAUGCACUUGUAUUAGCUGAAUUUCAGAAGAAAGGAUUUCUUUCGAGGAAAAAGGUGUUAGCAACCUUGAUAGGGUUAGUUUCUGCUGCAGCCAUAAUCUCUCUUGCGGUAUCUAUUGUGCUCGUGAAGAAGACAAGAAAAGGUUCUGAGGUUGGAAAGGAGCUAGAUGGAACAACAAAAGAUCAAGAAUUACCUCUCUUAGAUAUCACCACUAUUAAAGCUGCCACAGACAAUUUCGCCUCAACGAACAAGCUUGGACAAGGAGGAUUCGGUCCAGUCUACAAGGGGCGGUUGGCCAGUGGACAGGACGUAGCUGUGAAGAGAUUAUCGAAGGGUUCAGGACAAGGGUGUCAAGAAUUCAAGAACGAAGUGAUGCUUAUAGCCAAACUCCAACACAGGAAUCUCGUGAGGCUUUUGGGCUGUUGUAUCAGUCUAGACGAGAGGAUGUUAAUCUACGAGUACUUGCCUAACAAAAGUUUGGAUUGCUUCAUUUUCAAUGAAGCAAAAAGGACAACCCUUGAUUGGAACCAACGUUUCAAAAUUAUUCUUGGAAUUGCCCGAGGAGUUUUAUAUCUUCACCAGGAUUCAAGACAUAGAAUCAUACAUCGAGACCUCAAAGCGAGCAAUGUCCUACUUGAUGCCGCAAUGAAUCCAAAAAUUUCUGAUUUUGGGAUGGCUAAGAUGUUUGGAGAAGACCAGAUCCAAGCAAAUACAAACAGGGUGGUCGGAACAUACUUUGGUGUCAUAUUACUAGAAAUAGUCAGUGGCAAGAGGAACGCUGAUUUCUACAAUGACAGUGCAUGUCUGAAUCUCAUUGCACAUGUUUGGAACUUAUGGAAAGAAGGAAAAUCCUCCGACAUAUUUGAUUCAUUGAUGGCCCAACCCUAUAACUCUCGUCAGGUUUCAAGAAGCAUCCAAAUCGGCUUACUGUGCGUACAAGAACGUGCGGCAGUCCGGCCAACCAUGAUGGACAUUGUCUUAAUGUUGGGUAAUGAGGCAGCUCUUGCCUCUCCUGAUAAGCCUGCAUUCAUUUUGAAAGGAAGCGGCAACGUUCUUGACCUUCCACCCAUUGCUGGAGCUUCUGCGAACGAGUCAGAUAAAGGCCACAAAAAGCUCGAACUACCUUUAACAAAAGGGUCCCUAUACUGAACCGACAGAGGUUCCCAUGUAGCCAAGAAAAAAAUACUAGGAAUGCUCAUCAGAUGCUAAGAAGUUGCCAGGUCACUAUUGUAACUUCUGCUAAAAAGGAGUUCAACUAUUCUAGGCAACAAGAGGAGUCAACUACUUGUGUCAACAGAUUAGACAUUAGUGAUGGGGGAUGCGGGUGAUGAAAGGUUCAAAUGAAUGUGAUAAUUUGUUCGGAUUUAGUGCUUGUUUGAACAA
Messenger RNA from Eucalyptus grandis, 3329 nucleotides. Its product is annotated as G-type lectin S-receptor-like serine/threonine-protein kinase RKS1. Gene Ontology annotation, molecular function: protein serine/threonine kinase activity; ATP binding. The record is from RefSeq and is a predicted model, not a curated record. Gene Ontology annotation, biological process: protein phosphorylation; recognition of pollen. The coding region runs from base 654 to 3095 and encodes 813 amino acids. Lineage: Eukaryota; Viridiplantae; Streptophyta; Magnoliopsida; Myrtales; Myrtaceae. The transcript has 8 exons.